AUGAGCAACCUUCCCAUCAUGUACCUUCUCCUGCUUCUUCUUGGAUUCCAAGCGCCUCAGGCACAGGGGCGGCCCUUUCCAACUUACCAGCUGAACCAAUACUUGGCAAAGAUUGAUGAAAUUAUGAAGAUCUUAAACAAGUUACCCUUGCCUUCACAGGACCCCUUGGACCCAAAUGAGACAGAGAUCCUGAGGGAAAACACCCUUCUGAGGCCAAACCUGGAUGCAUUCUUAAAAGCUGCAGAAAAUUUCCAUGAAGAUGGACUGCUAAUCUGGAAAAAUCUUAAGGAAUUCCUGCCACUCCUGCCCACUCCCACACCCAGGGGAGACCCAAUCCAUAUCGAGGAGGAUAACUGGGUUGAUUUCCAAUGGAAACUGACUAAAUAUCUGGAAAUCCUUGAUAACUUUCUGAAUUUCAAGGAGAAACACUGAGUCCUAGAAUUCUCCAUCUGAUACCCCUCCUUCUCUGGGCCUUCUCACCAUGGGGCCUUGGAC
Messenger RNA from Felis catus (domestic cat), 495 nucleotides. RefSeq names its product interleukin-3-like. Gene Ontology annotation, cellular component: extracellular region. The transcript has 5 exons. Gene Ontology annotation, biological process: immune response. NCBI's taxonomy places the organism in Eukaryota, Metazoa, Chordata, Mammalia, Carnivora, Felidae. The record is from RefSeq and is a predicted model, not a curated record. Gene Ontology annotation, molecular function: interleukin-3 receptor binding; growth factor activity. Bases 1 to 432 code for a protein of 143 amino acids.